UCACGGCGGCGGCAGCCGAGCCGCGUCCCGGCCCCGGUGAUGGCGGCGCGGAGGCUCCGCGGGGCUCUGCAGCUCGGGGCGCGGCAGCGGCUGCGGGUGGCGGCAGCCUCGCCCGGCAGGCACACGGUGCUCGGGGGUCUCCGGCUUUGCCGUCUGAGCCGCCCGGUGGUGGUGGGGGGGUGUGAGCCCACCCGCUCCUUCUUCAACCUCACCAACAAGCGCAAGGAGUACUCGGAGCGCCGCAUCAUCGGGUACUCCAUGCAGGAGAUGUACGACGUGGUGGCCAACGUGGAGGAGUACAAGAACUUCGUGCCCUGGUGCAAGAAGUCCCUGGUGGUCUCCAAGCGCACGGGUCACAUCAAGGCCCAGCUGGAGGUCGGCUUCCCGCCCGUCAUGGAGCGUUACACCUCCAUCGUCACCCUGGUCCGACCACACCUUGUCAAGGCUGUUUGCACUGACGGGCGCCUCUUCAACCACCUGGAGACCAACUGGCGCUUCAGCCCCGGCAUCCCCGGCUACCCCCGCACCAGCACCGUGGAUUUCUCAAUCUCCUUUGAGUUCCGGUCCCUGCUGCACUCCCAGCUGGCCACCGUCUUCUUCGACGAGGUGGUCAAGCAGAUGGUCGCCGCCUUCGAGCGCCGGGCGGCCAAGACAUUCGGGCCCGAGACCCGCAUCCCACGGGAGCUCAUGUUCCACGAGGUUCACCAGACGUGAGGGCAGCUCGGCCACCGCGGACUCUGCCAGGGCCCCCCCCCCCAGCCCUGUGCCCACCCCCAGAUAUUUAUUGAGUGCAUCUCUGCUGCCGUUGCCUCAGCUCAUCCCCCCCUGGGGGCGAGAGACGAUCGAUGCCAGCCCCACCGCAACGCCACGGGAGCUCCUCCUAGCAGGGGGCUCCCUGGUUCCGUAGCUGAUUUUGGUUUUAAGUUUUGUUUUAGCUCUUGGGAGUUCUUUUCCCGACCUCCCUCUCCCCCCCCCCCUCCCAAAUUUGUGUUCCUUUUUAAUGCCUUGGCCAGGCCGGAGGGUCCCAGCCGUGGGGCAGCUCCUGCACCCCUCGUCCUGCUCCAGGAGAGCAGGAAGAAAGUUGGGUGUUUGCUGGCGAGGAACCCCAUGGGGGAAGGGGGUGGGGGUGGCCAGGGAAGGCCACCUCCAGCCCCCACGACCCCCCCACCCCAGCCAGGAACUAAAGGGAAGGAGAAGGUGGAAGGUGGGGAGCGGAGCCGAGACCCCCGCGGCAGCGCCCGCUCUGCUGCCAGACCCCACCGCACAGUUUGCACAACUCACACGCACAGAGAGGGGAGGGGGGGCCCGUGCUGCACCCCCCCCCACCCCCCCAAAUCCCCCCCAAGUCCUGCGCAGCCCCAGCACUUGCUGCAGGCCACGGCACAGGGACCGGGAUGGCCCUGGCCCGCGGUCCCCGCAGUGUCCCCAGAUUCCAGCUCACUGUCCCUUACUUUGGAGGGGGGUGGGGGGUCCAGGGGGUGUCAGAUGCUCCCUGAGCCCCUCAGCCUCCCACCUCCUCACCAAGGAGAUGGUGGCCUCUCUGCCCAAGGCAGGGCUUCUUCAGGCCAAUAAAGAGUUUUCCAAGGGUG
This is a messenger RNA of Calypte anna (Anna's hummingbird), 1589 nucleotides long. It is a transcript of the gene COQ10A, whose product is annotated as coenzyme Q10A. The record is from RefSeq and is a predicted model, not a curated record. Gene Ontology annotation, biological process: ubiquinone biosynthetic process; cellular respiration. The coding region runs from base 40 to 714 and encodes 224 amino acids. Gene Ontology annotation, cellular component: mitochondrion. The transcript has 5 exons. Gene Ontology annotation, molecular function: ubiquinone binding. Lineage: Eukaryota; Metazoa; Chordata; Aves; Apodiformes; Trochilidae.